GUCUAGUUUUUUGAAGUUGAGAAAUCAAUUAAUAAAGGCACCAUGUUCAGGUUUGGGUUCAUUUACCAUUUGGCUUCAUUCACUUUUACCUUCAAGGAUUUCCCUAGUCUGUUCUUUACUAAAUCCUGCUGCUAAUCAGUCUUCUUUAUAUUUAGGAGCAAAAUCCUCAUGA
Molecule: messenger RNA, 172 nt
Organism: Racocetra persica
Lineage: Eukaryota; Fungi; Glomeromycota; Glomeromycetes; Diversisporales; Gigasporaceae
Source: the annotation of a GenBank genome assembly